AUGUCUUCCGGACGUAAGUGCAACAACUGUGGAAGUGCCGAUAUCGAGGUCGACAAUGCACGGGGCGAUGCCGUGUGUACGAACUGUGGAUCGGUGCUGGAAGACAACAUCAUCGUAUCGGAGAUCCAGUUCGAGGAGAAUGCACAUGGAGCGGCCAGCGCCGUCGGUCAGUUCGUUGCGUCCGAUUCGCGUGGUGGAGCUACGGCGUACGGAAAGUUUCACGUCGGUACUGGAACGGAAUCUCGCGAGGUUACGCUACGGAAAGCUCGCCAAGGCAUUACCCUGCUGUGUAGUCAGCUGCGGUUGAACAACCAUUGCAUUGAAACGGCCUGCAACUUCUUCAAGAUGGCCCUAAUGCGCAACCUGACCCGUGGUCGGCGAAAUUCACACAUUUAUGCGGCCUGCGUUUACAUCACGUGCCGCACAGAGGGAACGUCUCAUUUACUAAUCGACAUCAGUGAUGUGCUGCAGAUUUGUUGCUAUGAACUUGGAAGAACUUACCUGAAGCUUUCACAGUCGCUUUGUCUCAAUAUUCCAUCAAUCGAUCCCUGCAUCUACAUCAUGCGGUACGCAAACAAGCUCGAGUUUAAGGAGAAAACGCACGAAGUCUCGAUGACGGCGCAACGGUUAGUGCAGAGGAUGAAAAAGGAUUCCAUACACUCCGGCAGACGCCCUUCGGGAUUGUGUGGUGCCGCAUUGCUGCUAGCCGCCCGCAUGCAUGAUUUCAGCCGUACACCCAACGAUAUCGUACGCAUCGUAAAGAUACACGAAUCUACCCUGCGCAAAAGGUUGUUCGAGUUCGGUGAAACACCCAGCAGCGCCCUAACGGUGGACGAGUUUAUGGCGGUCGAUCUGGAAGCCGAACAGGAUCCGCCGGCGUUUAAAGCGGCUCGCAAAAGGGACAAAGAGCGCCUGCAGAAGCUGGAAGAACAGACGACCGAAUUCAAUCAGCUGCAGGCAGAAAUCGAUGCUGCGCUCGAUCGCGAAAUGAUCGCGCGUGCCGGGAAGAAGCGCAAACUGAAGAAAACGGACUUUGACGAACAGCAGGAAACGGGUCAAUUCAUCGAGGAGUCCACGAUGGAUGUGAUACAGGAGUGUCUGAUCGAGGAAACGACAGUUAGUGUGGUCGCGGAUAAAAGCAAACCCAUCAUUCCGGAAGGUAUGCGACCGGAUCUGCGAGCGAUCUGUUCGAAUAAUGACGCCGAGCGGCACGGUGCGGAAGACGCCGUGACACAGGAAGAUGAUCCUGGGAAUGGGGAACUUCUUACCGAAGAUUUGGAUGACGAUGAGAUUAAUGGGUAUAUUAUGACGGAGGAGGAAGCACGCACCAAAAACGUACAGUGGGAAAAGUUGAACGAAGAGUAUCUGAAGGAGCAGAAGCUGAAAGAGGAACGGCUGGCCAAGGAGCGCGAGGAGGGCAAGCCCGAGAAGAAGAAGCGUCGCACGGUAAAGAAAAAAAUGCUUGGGCCAUCGUCAUCGGCUCGCGAGGCCAUCGAAAUGAUACUGCAGGAGAAGAAAAUAUCGAGCAAAAUCAACUACGACAUACUGAAGACGCUAACGGAUGGUGAAGGUGGUCCCGGUGCCAUUGCAACGAUGGCCGCACCCGUACACAGUCUGGAGACUAGCAUUGAGAUAAAGGGAGAUUCAGAGAUUGCCAGCGCACAAUCACCCGUGCGAGGAAAGCAAGAAAAAAUGGUGCCAGCCACAUCUACCGCUGAUGGGGUCGCUGCCAAUCGUGGCAGUUUGAAGCCAACUCCCAACUUUGGUGCCUCCUCGAGAAGGAAGCAUACGGCACAGGCAACACUGCCCGUUGUGCCGGCGGGCGUGGACGACGAACCGACGAAAGACGCGGAAGAUGGAACGACUAAAGCGGCUCAAGACAACAUCGAUGAUUAUGAUGAUGAGGCCGAUGGCGAACCGGAACCAGAACCGGAACCGGAGCACAAAUCGCUUGCGGAUAUGCUUAACACUGGGGAGGAUGAUGAUUAUUACGGUUACGACGACGAUUACUAA
Molecule: messenger RNA, 2013 nt
Organism: Anopheles marshallii
Lineage: Eukaryota; Metazoa; Arthropoda; Insecta; Diptera; Culicidae
Gene: Brf
Product: transcription factor IIIB 90 kDa subunit
Exons: 4
Coding region: 1-2013 (670 amino acids)
Biological process (GO): transcription preinitiation complex assembly; DNA-templated transcription initiation; transcription by RNA polymerase III
Cellular component (GO): transcription factor TFIIIB complex; nucleus; transcription preinitiation complex
Molecular function (GO): TBP-class protein binding; RNA polymerase III general transcription initiation factor activity; RNA polymerase III type 3 promoter sequence-specific DNA binding
Source: RefSeq, a predicted model, not a curated record